Messenger RNA from Triticum dicoccoides, 1287 nucleotides. Its product is annotated as amino acid transporter AVT1I-like. Gene Ontology annotation, biological process: amino acid transmembrane transport. The transcript is spliced from 3 exons. Gene Ontology annotation, cellular component: vacuolar membrane. Gene Ontology annotation, molecular function: L-amino acid transmembrane transporter activity. NCBI's taxonomy places the organism in Eukaryota, Viridiplantae, Streptophyta, Magnoliopsida, Poales, Poaceae. The record is from RefSeq and is a predicted model, not a curated record. Bases 1 to 1287 code for a protein of 428 amino acids.
AUGGACACCGGCAGUGCGGCGCCCCUCCUCCACGCGCACGGUGGCCUGCAGGCGGGCAGGGACCCUGCAGCGGCCCAUGACCACGUGGGGCAGUGCUCGCCGGAGGCCUCCGGCGGGGCGACAUUCCUGCGAACCUGCUUCAAUGGCCUCAACGCCCUCUCCGGUGCCGGGCUGCUGUCUAUCCCGUACGCGCUGGCGGAGGGCGGGUGGCUGAGCCUGGUUCUGCUUCUCGUCGUCGCCAUGGUCUGCUGCUACACUGGCCAGCUCCUGCAGACGUGCAUGGGAGCGUCAGCGGACGUGCGCGGCUACCCAGACAUCGGUGCGCUCGCGUUUGGGGUCAAAGGCCGGUUCGCCGUGUCGGCGUUCAUGUACGCGGAGCUCUACCUUGUUCCCAUCGGGUUCUUGAUAAUGGAGGGGGACAACCUGGACAAGCUAUUCCCAGGCACCAGCCUCAGCCUCGGCGCCGGGCUCCUGUUCUCGGGCAAGCACUUGUUCAUCGUGCUCGCAUCCAUCAUGAUCUUGCCCACGACGUGGCUGAGGAACCUGGGCGUGCUCGCCUACGUGUCAGCCAGCGGCGUGCUCGCAUCGGUUGUACUGGUUUUCUGCGUGCUAUGGGCCGCGGUGGUCGACGGCGUCGGGUUUCAGGGGAAAGGGACCAUGCUGAAUGUCAGUGGCCUGCCUACUGCUCUGGGUCUCUACACUUUCUGCUACUGCGGCCAUGCCAUAUUCCCAACAUUGUGCAAUUCCAUGAAGAAAAAGGACAAGUUCUCUAAUGUACUAGUCGUAUGCUUCGUCGCAUGUACCCUCAACUAUGGAUCAAUGGCCAUACUCGGCUACCUCAUGUACGGCGACGACGUUGAAUCUCAGGUGACCCUGAACCUCCCAGAAGGCAAGCUCAGUUCGAAGCUAGCAAUCUACACGGCGCUAAUCAACCCAUUCUCAAAGUACGCUCUGAUGGUGACUCCUGUCGUGACAGCGAUCGAAGAGAAGCUGCUUACCGGCAAUAAGAGGUUCGUCAGCAUGCUGAUCAGAACCUUCAUUGUCAUCAGCACGGUCAUCAUAGCCCUCACAGUCCCCUUCUUCGGCCACCUCAUGGCGCUCGUCGGCUCGCUGCUCAGCGUCGUCGCUUCGAUGCUGCUCCCAUGCAUCUGCUACCUCAAAAUCUUUGGCACGGCAAGGUGCAGCAGGCCUGAGGUUGCGGUGAUCGUCAUGAUUAUCAUUCUUGGUUCCUUGGUUGCUGCAUGUGGGACAUACUCUUCCUUGCAGAAGAUUAUUCAUGAGUUCUGA